Cladocopium goreaui is the source of this 573-nucleotide messenger RNA. The record is from the annotation of a GenBank genome assembly. Lineage: Eukaryota; Dinophyceae; Suessiales; Symbiodiniaceae.
AUGGCGCCGAAAGACAAGACCAAGGAUGGCUUCAGACAAAAGUACUUGAAUGUCUCGGUGCCUCACUUGGAGAACUCAAAGGAGAGAAGAAAGGCGCUUCAAAAGAUAUACGAGAAAAGACGACGCUUGGCAGUUUGCAAAAUGUUCAUUUUGUGUUGGGACUGUACACUCACAGCAUUCUUCCCUGCCCAUACCGUCCCAGGAAAGGAACAAAAGAAAGCCGAGAAAGAGAAGAAGGGAAAUCCACCUGAGCCAAUGCCUGUUUUGCCUCUUGAAGAUGGCCGUGCUCAACCUGCUCCCAGUCAUCUUGACGAGGAGGACUUGCAGAAAGUGCGACACCAAAUCUUCAAGAUGACUGGAAUUUGCGACACGAAAAUGGUGAUUGACAUGGACGAAAUCAGCUAUCACUUGAUCGAGUCCAUCAAACGAUACAAUUUGGUGGCAUACAAAGAGCUGGAAGCAAUGACCCUGGAAUGCUACGCAAAGGGAAAGAAGAUCAUUGAGGAUGGCAAGCGCAUUGAAAAGCUUCAGCGUGAGAUUUCUCGCUUAAAGGGGGCGGGCCAGUCUCGAUGA